AUGGCAAGUUCAACGACCAUCAUGAUGAGUUCUCUUCUUCUUACUUCUCUAGCUCUUCUGGGUCUUCUUGCAACUGCUAUUAAAGCAAGACCCUUACCACCAGAAAAUUCACGCAACAAAUUCAUGAUCAUAAUGAUCAAUAAUGUUGGGAAUUCAACAAAAACCAGGGAUACAACAAGGAUUGAUCACUGCGACCACAUGACAGAAUUUUCAAUCGAAGGAAAGAUCACUCCUAGGCCGCCAUCUCCAAAAUCAUCACCACCAACUCACCAAGUAAUGUCAUAUCCAGCUCCAAAGCCAUCAACACCAACUCCCCAGCUAGAGCUUGUUUCUUCUUGUGCUGAGGGGAGCCCAUGCAAUAGUUUAAUAUCCUUGUCAGCUAAUUUUGGAAAGAACCCAAAAUCACCACCAUCUCCUAAUCCAGCACCAUCAAAACACCAAGGAGAACUUGAGCAACCAAUACAACAAAGGUCAUCUCCAGAAUUUCAGCUCAUCUCCAUGUUUACUAAUUUCGGAAAGACCCCAAAAUCACCACCUUCUCCGAAGCCAGCACCAUCAAAACAUCAGGGGAUAAUCGAGCGGCCGAUAACGCAAAAAUCCCGACCAGAUUUUCAGUUGAUAUCCAUGUUUACUAAUUUUGGAAAGACCCCAAUAUCACCACCAUCUCCUAAGCCAGCACCACCAAAAAAUCAAGGCAUGAUCGAGCAGCUGAUGCAACGACGAUCACCAUGA
Messenger RNA from Theobroma cacao (cacao), 732 nucleotides. RefSeq lists its product as uncharacterized. The record is from RefSeq and is a predicted model, not a curated record. NCBI's taxonomy places the organism in Eukaryota, Viridiplantae, Streptophyta, Magnoliopsida, Malvales, Malvaceae.